Messenger RNA from Silurus meridionalis, 5098 nucleotides. RefSeq names its product ephrin type-A receptor 7-like. Gene Ontology annotation, molecular function: ATP binding; transmembrane-ephrin receptor activity; protein binding. Gene Ontology annotation, cellular component: neuron projection; plasma membrane. Lineage: Eukaryota; Metazoa; Chordata; Actinopteri; Siluriformes; Siluridae. The record is from RefSeq and is a predicted model, not a curated record. Gene Ontology annotation, biological process: cell surface receptor protein tyrosine kinase signaling pathway; axon guidance; protein phosphorylation.
GAGAGAGAGAGAGAGAGAGAGUGUGUGUGUGUGUGUGUGUGUGUGUGUGUGUGUGUGUGUGUGUUUGUGAGAGUGUCUGGCGGUGUGUUAGAGCGCGGUCAGCGCGCGCGGCAGCGACAUGCCCAAACCUCGCGAGCGCGUCUGGUGAAUCAUGGAGGUUUUAAGGCGCUGUGUUGGAUUUUACUGCUGAAGAGAGUUCAGGAGUGUGUGUCCGAGGAAGUGCUGUUGUUAAAUUCGAAAGAAUCCCAGGCAGAACUGGGCUGGACCUCGUAUCCUGCAAAUGGAUGGGAGGAAAUCAGUGGCGUGGAUGAAAAGUACAAACCGAUCCGCACUUACCAGGUGUGUAACGUGAUGGAGCCGAACCAGAACAACUGGCUGAGGACUGGAUGGAUCGGGCGGCGCGGAGGUCAGCGUAUCUUUGUGGAGCUGCAGUUCACGCUGCGUGACUGUAACAGCAUUCCGGGCGUGGCAGGAAGCUGUAAGGAGACGUUCAACCUGCUGUACGCAGAGUCGGACCGGGCGCUGGGGGGCCACGACGACGACGAGGCACGCUACAGUAAAGUGGACACCAUCGCGGCGGAUGAGAGCUUCACGCAGGGCGACCUGGGCGAGAGGAAGAUGAAGCUGAACACAGAGGUGCGUGAAAUCGGGCCUCUGACACGCCGCGGCUUCCACCUGGCCUUCCAGGACGUGGGCGCGUGCGUGGCCAUCGUCUCCGUGCGCGUUUACUACAAACGCUGCCGCGCCGCCGUGCAGAACCUCGCCGUGUUCCCGGACACGGUGGCCGAGGCCGCAUUUGCCACGCUGGUGGAGGUUCGGGGAGUCUGCGUUAACAAUUCUGAGCCGGAUGCCACCGAUUCACCUCCCAGGAUGCACUGCAGCGCAGAGGGGGAGUGGCUGGUGCCCAUCGGGAGGUGCAGCUGCAGCGGGUACGAGGAGGGACACAGCAGCUGUGAAGCAUGUCCACCAGGUACCUACAAGACGUCGUCCCAGCAGCAGGAGUGUUUGCCAUGUCCUGCUAACAGCGUGGCCGAGGACGACGGCUCUGUUCUGUGCGUCUGUGAAGAGGGACACUUUCGGACACCUCUGGACGCCCCGUCGUCUCCGUGCACACGCCCUCCUUCUCCUCCACGUGACUUGCUCUACACCCUGAAACAGUCGACCCUGAUCCUGGAAUGGGCCGCUCCGGCGGACGCAGGAGGUCGCAGUGACGUGACCUACAGCGUGGCGUGUCAGCGCUGCGUCUCCAUCCCACGUGAACACUGCGAGCCUUGUGGUGCUAAUGUGGGCUUCGUGCCUCAGCAGAGCGGCUUAAACGGGUGCACGGUCACCGUACUCAACCUCCUGCCCAACGCCAACUACACCUUCAGCGUGGAGACCAGGAACGGCGUCUCUGAUCUUCUGCCCAACAAACGCUUCUACACCCACGUCAACAUCUCCACCGGCCUGCCAGCCUCCUCUCAGGUGAGUGAGUUGCGAGUGGAGAAGAUCGACCAGCGCAGCGUGACUCUGGCGUGGAGAGAGUCAGCCAACCCCAACAGCAGCAGAACAGAAUAUGAGAUUAAAUACUACGAGAAGGAGCAGAAAGAUCAGAGUUACUCCACAGUUAAAACCUCAUCCACGAAAAUCAGUGUGAACAACCUGAAACCCGGCACCACCUACGUCUUCCUCAUUCGCACCUGCUCCAGCCCCGCCCCUUCGUCUCUAUACUCUGCCCCCUCUUCAUCCUCCUCCUCAUCAUCAUCACUCCUCUCAUCCUCUUCACCCUCUUUAUCAUCAUCAUCAUCAUCAUCAUCAUCAUCAUCAUCAUUAUCAGCCUCUGUUCCUGCAGUUCCUCCUCCGUCACCACCUCCUCUGGAUUACGGGGCUUUCAGCUCACCGCUGGAGCUGCAGACACUCGGAGAGUUGGCCUUGGCAUCCAGUGAGCAGAGUCCGGUGGUGAUCUUGGUGGUGGUGUCAGUAGCUGCUCUUAUUUUGCUGCUGUCUCUUGGUGUAGGACUCCUCAUCUGGAGGAGACAGUGUGGUUACAGUAAAGCCAACCAGGAGGGAGAUGAGGAGCUUUACUUCCAGUUUAAGAUCCCAACCCGGAGGACGUACAUCGACCCGGAGACGUGUGAAGACCUACUGCAGGCUGUUCACACCUUCGCCAAAGAGCUGGACAACUCAAGCGUCAAAAUCGACAGGAUUGUUCACACGGGAGAUUUUGGGGAGGUGUGUCGCAGCUAUCUGAAGCUGCCCAGUAAGCGCGAGCUGCCGGUGGCCAUCAAGACUCUGCGGAGCGGCUGCUCGGAGAAACAGCGGUGUUCGUUCCUGUGUGAGGCGGGAAUCCUGGGGCAGUUCGACCAUGCCAACAUCAUCCGCCUUGAGGGGGUCAUCACCAGAGGUAGCACCAUGAUGAUUGUGAUGGAGUGUAUGGCCAAUGGUUCUCUGGAUUCUUUUCUGCGGAAACAUGAAGGUCAGCUUAGCAUGCUCCAGCUGGUGGAUUUGCUAAGUGCUGUGGCCUCAGGGAUGAAGUACCUGGCUGAGAUGGGCUUCAUCCACCGACGCCUCGCGGCCCACAAAGUGCUGAUCAACAGCAGCCUGGCGUGUAAAAUCUCCGGCUUCAGACCUCUACCAGAGGACAAGAUGGAGGCCGUUUACACCACACUGCAUGGAGGGAAGAGUGUGGUGUUGUGGACGGCCCCUGAGGCAAUUCAGUACCACAGAUAUAGCUCCGCCUCUGACGUCUGGAGCUUCGGUAUUGUCAUGUGGGAGGUGAUGUCAUUCGGGGAGAGGCCUUACUGGGACAUGGGCAGCCAAGAUGUGAUCAAAGCGAUUGAGGAUGGUUUCCGGUUGCCAGCUCCUCUGAAAUGCCCACAAUCUCUGCACCAGUUGAUGCUGGACUGCUGGCAGAAGGAGAGGACGGAGAGGCCGAGCUUCACUCAGAUUCACAGCGCUCUUAGCAAAACCAUGCGCAGCCCAGACAACAUCGGCUCUUCCACACUCACACACAGGACACUUGCUUCAUCCUCCAUCUCUUUGGCAGACAGGACCCUUGGUGAAAGGACGCUAACUGAGAGAACCCUGGCCGAGAGGACGCUGGGAGAGAGGACGCUGGGAGAGAGGACGCUGGGAGAGAGGACCCUGGGAGAGAGGACCCUGGGAGAGGACCCUGGGAGAGAGGACCCUGGCCGAGAGGACGCUGGCUGAGAGGACACUGGCUGAGAGGACGGUUUCUUCGUUCCCCUCGGUCAGUUCUGUAGGCGAGUGGUUGGAUGCUGUGGAUUUGAGUCGCUACAAAGACAACUUCACUGCAGCAGGGUACUGCUACCUGGAGUCUGUCGCCCGCAUGAACGUCCAGGAUGUACUCAGUCUAGGUAUCACCUCUCUAGAGCAUCAGAAGCAGCUGCUGUCAGCUAUUCAGACUCUAAGAGCACAAGUCAUCCAGAUGCAUGGCCGUGGAGUACAGGUUUAACACACUAACACACACACACACACACACACACACACACACACACAGCGGGACGUCCACUAAUCUUGGAACAUCGGACGGUCAAAUGACGUAAAACUGCACAACUUUUUCUUUCUUUCUUUUUUUGUGGAAAUUUCGUCCCGCACAGUUUUGAUCCCAGAUGGUGCUCCGUCCCCCGCCGUACAUCAGAAUGGUUUGUUCCGCUCUUGUUCCGUCAUUUGGUCCCAGACUUCUCUCACAUACACACACACACACACACACACACACACACACACACACACUUCCACUGACCUGUUUAACUCCAAGGCUUUCUGACUCUCGACUGACGUGAGAGCGACGUCACGCACUAACGCUAACUAGCCACUUUCUCGCGCUCUACAGCGGAGAACUUCCUAACUUUCAGGAAGAAAAAGAAUAAGACUGAAAAUCUUCUUUUGUGUGAACUUUUCUUCCCGCGUCCUCCCAUAUUUACGGCUUCCUCUCCACACACUUCGUAUUAUUUAUGACUUAUUUAUUUUAUAUUUAUUUAUUUAUGUUGCUGCAGCAUUUUCAGUUUCAUAGGAGAAGGGCAUGCAGAUGCUGGGUUGCCAUGUUGAGGAAUAACCUGUGUUUUUGAUGAUUUAGUUCUGCAAUAUUACGUCAGGUGCAUCAGGAAAGUGUAAUAAAGAUUUGUUUCAUGUUUACGGGGUUUUAUUUACAUAAUCGAGAUCUAGACAAAUGCAUGUUUAUGUAAUCCUGCUCCUGAAGACCUUUUUCCUUUCAUUUAAAUUUUCACCUUUUAUUUAAUGUGUUUACAUUUAGAACAAUAUUUGCUGAUAAAUUAGCCAGCUUACAACCUAGCUAGUUUACUUAGCUCUUUAUUUUAAGUCGUUCAAUUUGAUUUGAACUCUUGCGCACAUGGUGUCUCAGUAGAACAUCUGGUUUAUUUAGUUUUUCUCUAAAUAUUUUCGGGAGGGAUUUUUUUGUUAAAUUAUUUUAGAAUAAUAGUCACAGAGUGGAAUCACGAGAAUGGCACUGUCUUUGUCUUAAAAAUUAAUAUUCACGAAUAAGAAAGCACUUAAUUAUAAUUGUAACAUGCUCCCGUUCUCAAACGUUUACCACGUUGCCACGUGUGUGAGAAACGAUGGCGUGAGCGACAGAUUUCGACUAAAGUGUUUUUUUUUUUUUUUUCUCCAAGUAUGUGUUUUUGUUCGUUCUGCUUCAGUAAAAGCUGGAACGUGUGGUUUAUAAUGCGUACGAUAAGAGCUUUCACUGUCCCCACACACACACACACACACACACACACACAAAGGCAUGUGCAAAUGUUCGUGAAUGUUCAUCCGUGUGUGUGUGUGUGUGUGUGUGUGUGUUAUUUCCCAUCAUGCUCUCUGUUUGAUACUGUAAAUAUGUACCUGAAAAUGCAAUCUAUUUUUAUAAUUUGUUUUGGAGAGAGAGGUGUUGAAUCUGACGAUAAUCUUCUCCCUGUGUUGGUUUGUUGGGAUUAGUAACGUAGCUCACAGCCUCAGUUCUUUUGAAAUAAUAAUCGGUGAUCAAGUUCUUUUUCUUUUUUCUUUCUCUUCUUGAUGAUUUUUACCUGUUCGAUAAACGGAUGGUGGAUGUUGGACUACUGAAAUGUGUUAUUAAAAAAUGAUACAGCGCGUGCACACA